This is a messenger RNA of Cryptosporidium ubiquitum, 1575 nucleotides long. RefSeq lists its product as uncharacterized. NCBI's taxonomy places the organism in Eukaryota, Apicomplexa, Conoidasida, Eucoccidiorida, Cryptosporidiidae. The coding region runs from base 1 to 1575 and encodes 524 amino acids. The record is from RefSeq and is a predicted model, not a curated record. The transcript has a single exon.
AUGAGUGGAAAUUUGGUUGAAGACGUAUUGAAAGAUUUACAAAUUCAAAUUAAUGAGGAUGCCGAGAAACUGUUAGAACCCUAUAGAGAAGACUACGAUGAAUAUUCAGUCAAGUUUUUAAAGCUUUUGCUUUCGGUGGAUUUAUCAAAAAUUAUAAAGAGGGGCAGUCUACCUUUGGAGAUACAUUCAAUGCACAAAGUUAACAUAAAGGGAGUUCAUUUGUUGCAACUAUUAGAGGCCGAAGAUGUUUCUAAGGCCAAGUAUAAGAAUCGUUUUUAUUUUAACUCAGAUUUAGCUAAGAUGAACGGGAUCUCAAUUACUCCUCCCUCGAAAAAUAGGAUGAUGAAACUCAUUUUUACAGAUGGAACGAACGUAUGCUCAGCAAUGGAAUUCAGAUACUUACCUGAAUUAGACGAGUUUAUAAAAUUUUGGUGCCAAUAUAGAGGAGAUAUUGAAAAUAAUGCUCCUUCAGAUACCAAGGACAAUAGUGCCCAUAUAUUGGUUUUUUUGUCAGGUGAACCUGAAAUCAAGAGAGGCGUAAUACUUUUAUUACCUGGGAUGCUUACUUUUAUCAUGCAUAAAGAUGCUGAAAAAAAACUUAAUUACCAAGUAAAAGAUUACAAUGAAAAUAUAGGAGGAAAACCUAUAGGUGGUUCCAGCUCAUCUAUUUUAUCCGCGAAACCUAGCAGAAAACAAAUAAAGGCUUCUCAGGAGAACUUAGAUAUUAGAUCUUAUUCUAAUUUUGUGAUAUCAAAUACUAAUUCAAAGGAAAAAAAGGAUGAUCAGGCAUCUAAAGAGAAUUAUGAAAUUAUUUCGGACCAAAAAAUACAGAAAUUUAAUUCGGAUUUCUUUUUUAGCAGCUCCUUAAAAGAAGAUGAACUUUUAUUACAGAAGUUAGAAAUAAAAGAUGAGUGUUUUGACCAACCUGCUGACUCUAACUCUGAUUCUUCCUCUGUUGUUGAGGUUAUUUCUAAGUAUAUUGAAGAUAAAGAUAACGAAAUUUUAGAUAACGGUACAGUCAGUGGUUUACAAGACUUUGACUAUUUUGAUAGCUUUGAUAACUACGCUGAUGUUGAGAUUAGGGAGGAUUUAGAGUGUCAGGAUGAAAAUUAUGGGGAUUUAAAUAGCAUUUAUUCUAAAGUGAAUUAUAAUAGUGAUUUUAAUGCAACAAAACCUCUACCAGCCUUACAAGCUCAUUCAGAAUUUGUGGAUGAUCUAGAUCUUCCACAAAAUGAGUUGGUUAUUUGGGUUGAAGCUGCUGUACUUAACUCCAAAAGGAGUCAAGAUAAUGACGAGAUAUUCCUUGAACUCGGAAUACAUUACCCCGCUCCUCUACCUAAGCCUUGGAAUGAAUUACUAUUGAGGGAUGUAUGUUUAACCAGAAAAGUAGCUGAAAAAAUACUGUCUAUAGAAAACGUUGAAAAAUCUUCUGAAGAACUAAAUCCAAACUUGAGUAUGGAUGAUCUAUUAUUAUAUGUUCGUUUUAUACAAGGAAACAUGUGUUUAAACGUAUCUUUUGAUUCAAACAAUAAAGAUCUUAUAAGAGCAAAUUUGAUAGGAUUUGUUCCUACUUAA